Messenger RNA from Vitrella brassicaformis, 3275 nucleotides. The record is from the annotation of a GenBank genome assembly. NCBI's taxonomy places the organism in Eukaryota, Vitrellaceae.
CGUCCACACACCGAUGCCCCCACCCACACACAACACGAUAGACAGACACAUACAGAGCAAGUGGGAUGAGUAGCCACGAGACAAUACACCACCCGAUCUACACUAACGUGACCGACCAUCACACAUAUAGUAGCACAAACCACCACACACACAGUGGGCGAAAAAAGCUGCCCUCAGGACGAAUGGACCAUUUCACACCAUCACAUUUAAAGCAGGCCCCUUGCAAGCCGUGACAGGCGGCUCUCGAUGACCGUGCCUGCACGGUCUGGGAAAUUGAAGGCCGUCGCGAUAGGGUUCUUCAAUGAGCGCAGCACCGUCACCCGUUUGAUGCGGGGACAUCCGCCGCCCAUCCCAGAGCUUGAAGGCCGCAUGUGGAGUCCCAGCAUCGCCACAAAAUCGCUUUCAGUCUGCACAGGGAAGAGAAAGAUUGGUCCUGUGGGUGCUGACUGGCUGCGCCUACCUUGCUGCUGAACUGUCCCCUGAGUCUGUGUCGUGCCCCGUCCUCGCGGAUGUCCUCCAGGUCCAGCUGCGUGACCCUUUCUCGUCUGUCGUUCUCGAUGGAGCCUUGCUGGCGUGUGACGAGGAGCUCACCACCUGUGUGACAACACAGUGGACGGAAUGAAACAGCGCAAAAGGCGUAUGAGACUGUGCCCGCGUACCGAGUGCGCCGGCGAGAAUCGCCCCUGCCUUGUGAGGGCACUCCAUGGCGGACCAGGGCGCGCUGGGAUACGGCUGCCCUCGCAUUGGCUUGCCUGCAUCCAUCCAUCCAUCCAUCACAGCAGAAACAAAAGGGGAUGGAUCCCACAUUGGCGUCGCCUCCCCUUCUGCUGGUCCGCCCACUGACCUACAGGGAGGACCGACACCAGGCGGCGCUGUGACUUGGCGCAUUCCAACACUCUCUGAGUGUGCGAGACACACAAAUGCGCAUUGUGUCUGUCUGUCUGUCUAUCUGUCCGUCUGUCUGUCUGUCUGAUUACCUGCAACCCUUCCUUGGUGACAUGUCCGUCGGCCAUCAAAUCGUUGGUGGGGUAGGCGAUUUCAAAAAUGCCAUCUUCGUCUGCGGGACCCCCACCUGCAGAGCAGUGGAUGUGUGGGGAUUUCAUUCAUCUCUCUCUCUCCAAAGCACCUGGGAUGACACAGAUGUCGCCGAAGUACUUCUUGAUGGCAGGGAUGACGCUCCCGUCCGUCAGGUCCCCAGGGACUCCGGACUCGGAUUCUUCGUCCUCAUCUGCAACAGAGCCAUUAGAAACCAAAUACAGUAGUGGCGGCUGUGCUGCGGACCGCAUCUCGCUUCUUAAGUACCCGAGGCGAUGCAGACAGCGUUGAGGAAGAUCCUCGUGAUCUCUUGAGCCAUCGCUUGAAGAAUGGAAGCUCGAGGACGAGUAUGGCGCUGGAUGUCGCUGAACCCUAUCACCUGAAACAGCACCACCACCACCACCACAACCACAACCACAACACCAGAGCCUAGAUUUCCCACGGUGCCAUUGUCCUUUCACCCCUCACCAACACAAUGGACAGCUCAGGGUUGCGCACGAGGACGUCCUUGAUCUCACUGAAGCCACACACAAUGGGCAGAAGAGCAGACACGGCACACGGAUCAGGACGGGUGUUCCUGUGAGCUCGACCUGGCAAUGAUGUUGAAUUGGUUCCCUCUGAAGACGGAAUCAUCCCCUGAUAUGACCACCAGUCGCUUCGGAAGCGCUGUCGCCGAUGCACUCGAGUUUCUGCUCGAUAGAUGCCGCUCUUGCUGCUCACCGACUCGCACCACCACGUCCUUGCCAUCUGUCCUGUCGUCCGCAGCUCCAUUCCCCUCCCACUUUGCGUCGCUCGUGAGCCCGAUCAGGUCUUGCUGUUCCUUCUGGUCUUGCUGUUCCUUCUUGUCAGCCGCAUUUUGGCGAGUGGCGGGACGGAGAUGCAGGUGCGUGGGAGGCCACAGACGAGGCGGCCAGUCGUCGGCCAUGUCGACCUUCGAGCGCUUGGUCUGGCCUCCUUCUCGGCUUGUGGGUUGGAUGGGGCCUGUCUGCAUGCUCUCCCCUCCCCUCUUGCGCGCGCCCUCGUGCAUCUCAUCAUGCAGGCCCGGAUGGUGGGCGGUCGGCCGUGAGCUGGCUCGCCGGUCGAAAAGAGGGCGUGGCUGUGCCUGAGUGGACGGCUGGUAGUGGCUGUUGUUCUGUGCAUCCAGGUCCCUCAGGAAGAUGGAUGUGUCGUUGAGCUCGUCAGGGGAUGCACGUGUGGCCUGGAAGACGCCAUGUGCGUCAUCAGCCGCCUCUCGCCACUGCCGGAGGGAUGAGCUCGACAGGCCACCGUAAGACCCACUGGUACCGGCGAUGCACGAGGGCCGGAGGUACUGGCGGUAGGGCGACUUGUGCCACUCGAUCUCGUUCUCGAGGUGGGCCACGAAGGGACGCACAUAGCGACGGAAACCUGCAGGCAGAACAGGGAACAGCCAAUGAUGGGCAGCAUGGCUGAGCAAGUGCGGGUGUGGCUGCUUACCGAGCACCGAGAGCGAUGCCAGCACACGUCUGAUGCGCAGGUGGUUGUGGGGGAAAUGCAGGAAGGCGUCACGGUACCUGCACACCAACACAACCAUCCACUCAUGUCCUCCCUCCCUCUUGUCGUUCGCCGCACCUACCGAUUGUUGAAGUUGCCAUUUGUGUUUCGCCCCACCUGGCCUGUCCGCUCGUCCACCAGGUACAUGCCGAGGAAGUCCAGCCAUAGCUUGUACGACUUGACAACACGACGAGCGACCUGCAAACAAUCAGUGCACAGACGUAUGCUUGGAUUGCUUCCACGCAGCUCCUCGGGUGACAGCGCGCACCUCUCUGUCCUGGCGGCAUGCACCGGCCUCCUCCCGGGUCAGCGGCCGGGCGUCCGAGUUGAAGCUGCUCUGGAAGUAGCUGGGGAACAGCCACUGAAUCCACGAGUGGUUGCUGUAUCAAGGCAGAAGAGCAGCAUAACAAGCCUUCCGUGCCGCGCCGUGUGUGUGGUCUUUGCCUACUCUUCGAGCUCAGCGUAGUCGCCGAAUCCCCACUUAUGAAUGUCAUCAAUGGUCCUGUACCUUCCACUAAAAUCAAGGGACACACUACAGCCAUGCACCAGGUACCCUAAUGCGAAGCGUGACAUGCUGACCCGAAGCUGACGGGGUGGUUGUUGCAGUAGAAGGACAGAUUGGUGCCGCUCGAGGUGUGCCAGCGGCCUGCUGCUGCCCUGCCGGCGGCGCUGGCGCUGUCGUAUACCUUCCUCCAGUGAUGACCGGCGUACGGGUCCGGCGUGUACAU